This is a messenger RNA of Malassezia japonica, 2880 nucleotides long. It is a transcript of the gene AKL1, whose product is annotated as non-specific serine/threonine protein kinase. Gene Ontology annotation, molecular function: protein serine/threonine kinase activity; ATP binding. Gene Ontology annotation, biological process: actin cortical patch assembly; protein phosphorylation; actin filament organization. Lineage: Eukaryota; Fungi; Basidiomycota; Malasseziomycetes; Malasseziales; Malasseziaceae. The transcript has 2 exons. The record is from RefSeq and is a predicted model, not a curated record. Bases 1 to 2880 code for a protein of 959 amino acids. Gene Ontology annotation, cellular component: cytoplasm.
AUGGCGCCGUUCCAGGGGCAGCGGCGGCUUGUGCCUGGGACGCGCGUCAAGAUUGGCGAGCAUGUCGUGACGGUGCAGCGCUUUCUGAGUCAGGGCGGCUUUGCGCAUGUCUAUCUUGUACAGGCCGACAAGGCGGUGCAGCUGCCGAGCGGCGAGACGACCGCGACACUCGUCCUGAAGCACAUGUGCAUCUGGAACAAGGACGCGCUCGCCGCCGUGCGUGCAGAGGUCGCGCACCAUCGAUUGCUGCACGGGCACACGUCGAUCGUGCACUUUGUCGAGGCCUCGGCGGCGAACCUGCAGGGCGACGGCUGGGAGAUCUUUAUCCUGAUGGAGUGCUGUGCGGGGGGCGGACUGAUCGACUUUCUCAACACGCGCCUGCAGAAGCGCCUCGACGAGGGAGAGGUUUUGCGCAUCUUUCGCGACGUGUGUCGCGGCGUCCAUGUGAUGCACACAAUGGACCCGGUGCUCGUCCACCGCGACUUGAAGAUUGAAAACAUCCUCAUGAGCCAGGCGAGCCCACCGCAGUUCAAGCUGUGCGACUUUGGCUCGUGCUUCGAGGUGCGCGAUCGCAGGCCGGCGCGUACGCCGGACGAAAAGAAACAGCUCGAAAAGGAGCUCAACAUGCACACUACGAUCUGGUACCGCGCACCAGAGAUGGUCGACCUGCGCCUCGAGCUCGUCAUUGACGAGCGCGCAGAUGUGUGGGCACUGGGUGUGCUCCUGUACAAACUAUGCUUUUACACGACGCCGUUCGAAGGGCCAAACGGCGGGCCAGCCGCGAUCCUCGCGGGGCGAUACGAAAUGCCUCCGCACCCGCCCUACUCGCCGGCAAUGCGCUCUUUGAUCAGCUCCAUGCUCCAGGUCGAUCCGAAACGCAGGCCGACAGUCUUCCAAGUCCUCGAUCGCAUCCAGCACCUCUUGCACCCCAAGGGCGCCGAGGCCCAGGCGCCGGCACGCGCAAGCCCCGUACCGCGCCCGGCGACGGCCGCACGCCUCGAACGCACCGACGCACGCGAAAGCCCCAAGCCGGAUCCGCGCGAAGUUGACGAGGCAUCGGCACGCUUCCCGAGCCUCGAGGAACUCAACGCAAAGCCAAAGGGGACCGUCAAGGCGAUGGCCGCCAACUUCCGCACCCAAGAAGCGCCGCUCGCGUACAAGCCGCGCGCGCGUCCGGAUCGCACACAUGCGGCCAAGACCGAGACGCCGGCGCACACGGCCGUCGACAUGCAUUCCAGCGACGAAGACGCACCGGAGGACGCUGAGCCGAUGAACCUCUUUCGCAUCCGCGCGCGUGGCAGCGGCGCGCAGGGCAGCAUCGCGAUCGAUAUGCCGGAUGCCAGCAGCGUCCGGGGGCAAAUUCAAAACCUCCAGGACGCGGUCGGCGCGCGGCCCAAGCCGGCACAGCGGCCGGUGCGCUCGCUCAGCGAACUGCUUGCAGAAGAGAGCGCACGCACCGCUGGCGACACGUCGCUUCCUGCCGAGCCGCCCCAACAGGAGGAGCUCGCAUCGAUUGAGGCGCACGAGCGCGCGCUCGAGGCACUCCUCGGGCCGGGGCCGACACCGACCAAAGAGCCGGCCGUCGGCGACUUGCUGGGUAUCGAGGGGCUGAGUGUCGCGGCUGAGCGUGCGCCGGCUUGGGACGACGACGAGGAACGCCCUGCGCCAUCUCAGCCCAAGCCCAAGCCACAGAUUGCACGCAAGCCGGUGGCGCCGCGUGUUGCGUCACCGCCGGCGGUCGAAAAGCCAGCGGUCAAGCCCAAGCCGGUUCCCGCCAUGGCGCCGCAGCGUUCGUCGACGUGGGACGUCGCGAGCAAGCCGCCGCCGCCGAAGCCCAAGCCCAAGGUGUACGUCGACGCAGCGACGUCGCCCGGCAUCGACGCGAGCCCGGCAUCGCGUCCGGUCUCGCCCGCGCCACAGGCGCGCGAUGCCGAUGCACUUGACGGCGCGCCGAGCGUCAAGACGCGCAUGGAACAGCUGCGCCAGUCUGAUGCGCCAAAGCCCGCCGAAAAGGUGGCUGCUGUCCAUCCCAAGCCCAAGUGGCCGCCGGCACCCAACGGUGUCGAGGCAGAGAGAAGAGAGGACAAGGCGGAGAAGCAAGGCAGUGCGCCGGCCAAGCCCGCUGAAGCGCCCAGGAAUGUACAGUCACCACCUGUUGCCGCGCCACGCAGUACUACGUCGUCGCCCAAGCCGGCGAGCGAGCCCCGCGAACUAGCCGGCGCGCAGAAAGGUGUGUAUGUGCCUCCCUUUGAGGAUGAGGAAGAGGAGAAGGAUGUGAAAGAAUCAGGAGUACUAGAAACCGAGGAUGAAAAGCAGGCCGAGAUUGCGGCAGAAGCAAAGGAAACGGAGCAGCCCAAGGAGGACCCUAAAGAAACGGAACCCGAGCAUGCCAAAGACACGCCCAAAGAGACUAACGAGCAUGUCUUGAUACCGCUGGACGAGCCCACCGAGCCUGCCGAGGCCGAGAAGCCGCUCGAGUCCGACCCCGAGCCUUUUGAGCCGCCAAGUGAGCCCGAACCUAAGCGUGCUCCCUCCAAGCCCGCGCCGCCCAAGUCGGUCUCGCCCUCCCCCGACCCCUCUCCCAAACCCUCUCCGAGGCCCUCGAGCGACCAUUCGGCCGCCCACGCACAGUUCGGUGCCGCGCUUCUCGCGCAGCGCGAAGGACAGCGCAAGCUCACCAAGCGCCCCGCCCAGAGCUCUGGCGUGCGCCCCGAAAAGCCCUGGGAAAAAGAAGCCGCCGAUGCGCAGCACCGCCAAGGCCGGCUUGUCGCUGCGGCCUUCCGUACCGAGCCAAAAGACGAGGAGAAGGAGGAAGAAAGCGGCGAGUCAUUUGCCGGUGUCAAUGCACUGAUCAACCGGUGGCAGUCGCGAACUAUGUAG